GUCAUGGCCAGCCUGUGGCUGCCGUUCUUUCUCGUACUGAUCGCACCGCCACCGAUGCGGCCCUCCUCCUUGCCCUGGCAGGACACCACAGAGGGCAAGGCUACUAUCGCGGGCCAGAUCCUGUCUGCGCUGGAGAGAGCCGCCUUCUUCCUGGAGGAGCGGCUCCCGGAAAUCAACCUGGACGGCAUGGUGGGGGCACGGGUGCUGGAAGAGCAUCUCAGGAGUGUCCAGGAGGAAUGGGCCCAGGACACCCUGCUGCAGCCGCUGGGCAUGCGCGUGGGGACACUGGCCGCGAAGCUAGAGGCGCUCAUCCAACAGUCCCUUUUCUACCUUAGGCAGAGUGACCCCGAGUACCUGAGAGAGUUCCAGCCUACCCUGCAGCCCGGCUUCUGGAAGCUCCCGCACGCCUGGAGCCUCACCAAUGCCUCCUUGGUGUACCCCACGUUCGAGGCCCAGGACUCCUUCUCAGAGGAGAGCAGCGACACGUGCCUGGUGCAGCUGCUGGGAACUGGGACCCACAGCAGCCAGCCCUGCGAGCCCUCGGAUGCCUGCGCGAGCCUCAUGACCAAGCCCGGCUGCUCAGGCUACUGCUUGUCCCACCAGCUGCUGUUCUUCCUCUGGGCCAGAAUGAAGGGCUGCACGAAGGGACCAUUCCGCCAGAGCCAGCACCACAUCCGCGUUUUCUGCGCUAACAUGAUGGACCUAAAUCGAAGAGCCGAGGCCAUAGGCUAUGUCUACCCCACCCGGGACAUCUUCAUGGAAAACAUCAUGUUCUGUGGAAUGGGCGGCUUCUCCGACUUCUACAAGCUCCGGUGGCUGGAGGCCAUUCUCAGCUGGCAGAAAAAGCAGAAAGGAUGCUUCGGGGAGCCUGAUGCUGAAGAUGAAGAAUCAUCUAAAGCUAUUCAAUACCAACGGCAUCUUUUGAGGAGAGUGAAGAGGCGUGAAAAACAAUUUACAGAUGGCUGUUCCUCCCAUAACACGGCUACAGCAGUGGCAGCCCUGGGUGGCUUCCUCUACAUCCUGGCAGAAUACCCCCCUGCAAGCAGACAGCAGCAUCCAUCCACACUGCCACCUCCACGCCGCUGAGACAGAUGCUCUUGUGCCUGCUCUCUGGAAGAUGAACAGACCCCUUUGGUCCUUUCUCCCUAGGUCUCAGGGUCCUGGGUCACCACCUGGGAGGAGG
Molecule: messenger RNA, 1183 nt
Organism: Carlito syrichta (Philippine tarsier)
Lineage: Eukaryota; Metazoa; Chordata; Mammalia; Primates; Tarsiidae
Gene: CUNH16orf89
Product: chromosome unknown C16orf89 homolog
Exons: 8
Coding region: 4-1086 (360 amino acids)
Cellular component (GO): cytosol; membrane
Source: RefSeq, a predicted model, not a curated record